CGACUCUAGCUGCCGGGUGCUGCUGCCGCCGCCGCCGCUGCUGCUGUUGGACGCUAUACGGGCAACCGUUUUCACGAAAGACACAACAACAAACCUUCCUCCCCAGUCGGGCCGAGUUGAAGGCAGUGGCGUGAUUCUUUCUACGUUCGCUCUUGCGCGUUUUCCCAUUCAGUUUUUCACCGUCGCCAUUUCUCCCCGCCCAAAAAAGAUCAGAUUAUUUUUGAUUGUGCGCACAGUUUGUGUCGUUUUUUUUUCCCCAUCUCGCGCAAGUUCCGCAGAUCGUGUCGACCCCGAGACGCGACCGAGAACCCGACCUCAACUCGAGAAAGAAGAGACUCUCUCUCUCGUCGUUUUCUAUUUUGUUUUUACUUCUUGUUUCCUUUUUUUUUCGAUUUGACAUCCGUCUCGACGAUUUCUCGUGUCUCGUCUGUCGCCUCUCGUCUCUUUUUAUUCGUGUUCUUUGCCCUUUUACGCCGAUUCGUUUAAUAGUAGCCAGAAAAAUAUAUCAAUUGCGUGUGUCGUAUAUUACAAAGUGUCGAGCCAAUUCGUGUCCACCAGUGCCACAAGCCUCUCCCGACGAUCGACCGAGAUUCGAUCGGGCGUCAAAAGACUUUUCUUCUUUUCCUUUUUUAAUUAUUUCACAUAUUACACAUUCGAGCUCCCGUGAAACAAAAGUGUCUACCUUAUCGCAUUACCGCCGGCAAUGGGAGCCACAACGUGACGUAAUCUAAUCGCUCCGUAGCCUAGAUUUCAGCUCAUUAGACACGGCAGCAGCGCAGAAUCUGAUUGGAUUCAUUCAAUCUUUUUUUAAUAUUUUUCCAUUUUUAAUCGAGUCGUGAUUCUCCUCCCGGCUUGAAUAGUUGGCGCUAAAGUGCCGGGCCCAGCCAUCGAGUGUUUAGUGAACUUGAGCCAACGGUACGACAUUAUCGUAUAGUUUAAAAAAGACGUGUGUAGUAUACGGUGGAUUACAACAGUCUGAAGAGAUACCAUCAACGGCAUUCUGGGCGGUAUAUAUCGCUCUCUCGGUCUGCUGCCGCAACAGCAACAACAGGGCAGCCACUCACGCAGGUCCUCCUCAUCGCCUUUGGAGAUUCACGGCGUGAGAGAAUAGAUGGAAAAAGGAGGCGGAUAUCAUCGUCAUGCCGACAUUAGCAACUGCAGCCACGGCACAAACGUCUUGAUUUCACCAUCAAGUCAUUGAAACCACCGUCGAGUUUCCUACCACCCCGCGCAAUUGUUGGACCAAUUUUUCCUUUUGGGUUUCCCGACCGAUUUUAUUCUCCCGCAUCCAUGGAUCCCAAUUCGGGACUGGGGCCUGGAGCAGGGGGCCUUCCACUACACAUGCCUUCUGCGUUCGCCGCAUUCCCGCCGGCCGCGUCCGGUCCGGGAGCGCUGGCCGCGGCGGCAGCGGCUCAUGCCGCCGCCGAUCAGCGCGGAGGACCCGACAGCCGAUUCCUAUGGGACCCGUCGGGUCGCAUUCAUCCCACCUACCACGGACACCCAGGGUUGGCUUCGUCCGGUGCCAGCAGCGCCAGUCUCCAGGAGUUCACAUUAUUAGCGGCGGCUCGUCGCUCGGCAGCGGCGGCGGCCGCUGUCGCCGCGGCCGGCGUGGGCGGCGGUGGCUCGGGCGGCUCCCACCCGAUGAGCAUGGGCGUGGGCAUGCCGUCGUCCGGCGUCGGCCCUGGUGAACUCCAUCCGGCCUACCGGCUCAACCCGUACACCAUCGAGCACCUGUACAGCUCACUCCACUCGAGUCCCACGGCCUCGCUACGGGGUCUCAGCCCACUCGACCCUCGAGGUUUGGCCCUUCAACAUUCGAUCGACUACAUGGCCAACAUGUCGGUGCUGGGAUCACGCAUGGGGGAAGUCCACCACUCGCCGUCGCUCCUCGGUUCCACGGAAUUACCUUUCUCUUUGGAUGGUUUUGAUCUUGGCUCGCGAUUGGCCAGCCCUCGACCCGCCAUCCGACAGAGUCGCAAACGAGCUUUGUCCAGUUCACCUUAUUCGGACUCGCUGGAUCUGGGCUCGAUGAUCCGCUUCUCGCCCAAUUCUCUCGUCUCCAUCAUGAACGGAUCCCGUUCCUCCUCCACCUCAGGCUCUUACGGCCAUCUGUCGGCAGGUGCACUGAGUCCGGCCAUGGGCUUGCCACCUCUGCCGACAGCUCACCUCCAGCAAUUGCAGGCGCAUCUGAUACGGACGGGCAGCCUGGGAGGCAGUUUGGGCGGCAGUUUGGGUGGGCACGGCUCGCCUUUUUACCCUGGAAUGCUGCACCAGUCCAGCAACCAGCCCCACCAGUAUCCGCACAAUCUCUUCCAGUUGUCAGGCUCGGGUCUGGGUCACCAUCCGCCUCCGAUGAGCCUCGGCUCUCACGGCCAUCUCAACAGCGGGCACCACACCAGCGUCAAGCCCGAGUACGAGGCGGCCAAAAAGGAGUCGCACAAUCCCGUGUCCAGCACGGUCGACUCUGAAACUCACAUGGAAGUCGUCAAGAUGCGGACCAAAAUCAAGAAGGAGCCGAUGGCCACCGCUCCCGCCGCCGCCGCUGUCGUCCAGCCGCCCAUGUCCAGCAAGGACAGUCACCAUCACCACCACCAUCACCACUUGCACAGCGGCGAGCCGAUGGACGACGACGGUCACGACGGUUCCGGCGACCCGAUGAAAGACGAGCCGGGCGAUUUCAUCGAAACGCAUUGCCACUGGCGCGACUGCGACAAAGAAUUCGCCACGCAGGACGACCUGGUCAAGCACAUCAACAACGACCACAUUCACGCCAAUAAAAAGAGUUUCGUCUGCCGCUGGAAGGAAUGCUCCCGCGAAGAGAAACCCUUCAAAGCUCAGUACAUGCUGGUCGUCCACAUGCGCCGACACACGGGCGAGAAACCUCAUAAAUGCACGUUUGAGGGAUGUUCCAAAGCUUAUUCCCGUCUGGAGAACUUGAAGACUCAUUUGAGAUCACACACGGGCGAGAAACCUUACAUGUGCGAAUUCCCAGGGUGCAGCAAAGCAUUCAGCAACGCAUCCGACCGGGCCAAACAUCAAAAUCGAACCCAUUCGAAUGAGAAACCCUACGUCUGCAAAGCUCCUGGCUGUACCAAACGCUACACGGAUCCCAGCUCGUUGCGCAAGCACGUGAAAACGGUCCACGGUGCGGAAUUCUACGCCAACAAGAAACACAAAGGCGGUGACUCGGCCGGACCGGGUCCCAGUCCCGGCGGUGGCAUGAUGGCUGGAGCCAGUCCACGAAGUGACGACGGUGGCAACAAGACGGCCAGCGUCUCCAGUCCUAGCGUCAAAUCAGAAGAGGCCGGCUCGCCGGGACAGAUUGGCAGUCCAGGCACCGAUUCGAGUAUCAUGACGCCGGGCGUCGUCUCGUGCGCCGACACUUUCGGCCCGUGCGACGACCCGGACAGCGUCAGCACGGCCAACGGUGGCAUGGCUGACGUCCUCGACCAGGAAUGGGCAGCUGAAGAAAUCGACGAAUUCGACAUUGCCGAACUGUCCGCUUCCGUCUCAGUGGCUUUGGGCGCUGGCGGAGGUAACGACGGUGGUGGCAACAGCCCCGGAAGAGCGGCCGCUUUCAACUUGCAGGAUCGAAAUGCCCGCAAUCGGAUGAAGGGCCGUCUUCAAGCUAAACCCAUGCCCGCACUUCUUUCUUUGCCCAGCAUCAACGGUCCCAAUAACCGGCGAGGCAGUGGAUUGAGUGAGAUCAACCAACGGAUCACUGAUUUGCGGAUGGGCGGCGGCGGUGGCAACUCGACCGUCACUUCCCAGUCGCCUCAGACGGGAAAUCGACCCACCAGUCAAUUGCUGGGCCAGACGAUGCUUCUGCCCGGCAGCCAGCAAGAGAUCCGCAGGGAUAGCAACGCCACCACCGUCAGCUCCUAUUACGGAAGCAUGCGUUCCGGCGCCUCUCCGCUUCCCUUCAGCCGCCGAUCGUCGGAAGUUUCGCAAAUUUCCAACGUCUCCGGAAGAGCGGCUUUCCUCUCGUCGCCUUACGAUCCCAUUUCACCGGGCAGUUCCAGACGAUCCAGCGAGGCCUCCAACUUCCAGGGCAAUCAAAUCGGUGGUGCAACAACCGGCAAUUUGUACGUCGCCCAGCCAGGCCAGCACCAACAAGUUGGCGUGGUCAGUAACCAGCCGUUGACGGCUUCGAUGGCCGCCCAUCUCCAGAAGAUGCAACGACGGGCCCUGAUUAUGCAGAACAUGACGUCCACUCAAAAUCUGGUCCUCCAAACGCAAAGUAUGUCACUCAGUCAACAGAAUUUGGCCGCCAAUGCCAGCGCCAAUCCGUCACCAAGUCCUCACCCUCAUCACCACCAACACAAUUCCGCAUCCGGAUGGAUGAACGGUGGACAGGGCGUCCAGAACAUGAACGGAGGAGUCGCUUAUCCUCGCCAGAGCCAAACACCCGGAGCAGUGAUGCCGUCGUACACGCAACAACCGACUCAGGGCCAGCGAGAGAUGCGACGGGCGUCGGAUCCAGUCCGGCCGAUGGCUGCUCAAACGGCGGUUCCUCUUCCGCCACUCAACUCCGCACUGCAGAGACACCACAGCGUCAACAACGUACAACAGCAGCCGAUGAUGCUCCGUACAGCUACCGCCACAGGGACUAACAAUCCGGCCGCCCGCGGUGUCAACGGGUAUCCUCCCAACCACCCCAACAGCGGAAUCGUCUUGGAAGAAGUCGGUGAGGGUCACAUGGUCGAAGAGAAGCUUGUCGUUCCUGACGAAAUGCUCCAGUAUCUCAAUCAGGUGAGCGUCAAUCAAGAUGGAAGAAUGGCCUCUCCACGAUCCUACUUUAUGGGUCGAAGCCCUCGACCGGAUUCGGCUCCGCACAACCAGUUCAGGGCGAUGCAACAACAACACCAACAGCAACAGUUCCACCAAUUUCAGCAGCAACAACAGCAGCAACAACAGCAGCAACAACAACAACAACAGCAAAUGACUAAUCAGUACAAUCCAGCGACAAUGAUGGGCAGUCACAAUUAUCCAGGUCACCAUCAGCCCAACAAUACCAUGGUUGGCUACAACAACGGAGCCGUCAUGCACAUUAGUCCGACGCCUUCCGCUCGCAAUCAACUGGGAAUGCAAGCCAGUCCGGCAUUGGCGGCCACAGCUCCUCAGCACUUCAAUGGGCCGGCCGUUUGCCAUCAAGCUCAAGUUGGCCAGCCUCAAGGCCAACAGCAACAAGCUCCUGCGAUGUACGGCACCUGCCCAGCUCAACAACAAUCACCUGUCGUCGCCAGCGGUGUGGUGGCAGCCCAGCAAGGGCAACAACAACCAAAUAUGGUCGGAUGUAACGUCAUGCAGCCGUCAAACUACUCGCAGGCUGGAGCCAACUACGGGCCAGCCCACGCGGCCGGCGUCAAUGCCAUGCCUUACAACAACUACAACAACCAACAACCUGCCAUGGCGAUGAAUAAUGGCUACAUGAUGAAUCAACAAUGCGGUCAUAUGCAAGCCGCCCAACAACAAGCCAAUCCGGUUGCCCAGGGAUUCAACAAUCCUUGCUCUCCGUGCACCGGCCAUCAUCACCAACAGCCCCAGCCCGUCUGCAACAACAAUCCGGGAAACAACCAAAAUUGGCAAUGCGGAUAUCCCACCCCCAACAACAUGACGCAACAACAACAGCAACACCAUCAGGCGAUGCCGUUCCCCCAGCAGCAACAACACAAUAAUGUUGCGUGGCAGAACAACGCCAUGCAAGGUCCAGGAAACGGAGCGUCCAACGUCCAGGUUCCGCCGACCAAUGCUCAGUCUUUGAUGUACAACAACAUGCAGAGCAACGCUGCGAUGGCCUACAACAACUAUCCUCGUCCGCCACCUUACAGCCAAGUGGCAUCCGCCAUUCAAUGCCAAGAUGUGAGCCAGUCUCAAGAUUUCAUCAACCGAGCUCGCGUUCAAGGAGCUGCCCAGCAGCAGGGGCCAUCAGCUACCCCGGUCCAGCAGCAGCACAGCCAGCAGAUUAACAACGCGGCCACAGCCGUUCCGUCUGUGGCUACCGGUGUCACAACGCCGAGUAAUAUGCGUCCUGAGACGUACCAGCGCACAUUGGAAUAUGUCCAGCAGUGCCAAUCUUGGUCAUCGACAGGAGACGGCAACAAUGGCGGACGAGCGGCUAAGGAGAACAAACCACCCCAGCAGCAACAACAACAACAACCUGGGGCUUGCGAGCCUCAAAUGACCAAGACGGCCGAGACGGCCGCUGUCGGACGGGCCUUGCUUUCCCCUGGCCAGGACGCCGUUUCCAGCUCAACGGAUCGACAGGAAGCGGCGGCGGCGGCGGCUGCUGCAGCUCUGUUGCCUUCCUCGGCCAACAACAUGGUUGUUAACGACAUGAACACUUCACUCAAUUCGCUGAUGCAGGAGAACCGUUUCUUGCAAAUGAUUCAGUAGUAUAGCAACUGUUGCGUACUCUGCUUCUUCUUCUUUCUCGUUGAGUGAGUUCUAGUGCAAUAAGCUGGGCAAACCGCACGCCAAUCAGAGCCGACAAAUUCGUCUCUUUUGGCUGGGCUCCGAUGGAACAAGACUGCGUGUGAAGAUCUCGCCUCAAUUACUCUUUGUUUUUGUUUUUUUAAUUAUUAUUUCUUAUUUGUUCAGUGCUGCCUACGUGUCUUAAUAAUAAUUUGAAUAUUCUUGUACAUUAAAUUGUGUUCCGUGGAGACUCAAUGACGUGCGCCGAGUGCCAAAAGGGGAAGAAAAAACAAUUUUGGCCGUUAUUUCGUAUAUACUGUGUGUGUGUGUGGUUUGUGUCUCUGCCUUACUUUUGCAGCUGUUACUUCCCCCUUUUUUGGGUUUGGGAGGUGUUUUUGUGGGAGGGGAGAUGUGUAUAUGUGUGCCUUUGCGUGUCCUUGUUUCUCGUGCCUGUUCGAAUAAUAUUUGUUGUGAUACUGCCUUUUUCGAAUUAGUUUGUUUGCUCCAUCAAUCAUAUCUCCGGUGCCUUGACAGCUUAAUGAUUUUGCUGCAGUGCCAUAUCGGAGCGCCUUGGUACCAUGACAGUUGUAUAAUGAUGUGAACAUCAUCAUAUAUAUAUAUUCUCUUGAACAGCAAGAUUUUUUGCAUGUGGACUGGCCCAAAUGGCAGCCUAUGAAUUGUGCUUUGUGGUACUUGAAAACUGUACUUACAUGUUCAAUAAAAUAAACUGUAUGUCUGUUGAAA
This is a messenger RNA of Daphnia pulex (common water flea), 7158 nucleotides long. RefSeq names its product zinc finger protein GLI2-like (gene ci). The record is from RefSeq and is a predicted model, not a curated record. The transcript is spliced from 10 exons. Gene Ontology annotation, molecular function: DNA-binding transcription factor activity, RNA polymerase II-specific; RNA polymerase II cis-regulatory region sequence-specific DNA binding. The coding region runs from base 1291 to 6396 and encodes 1701 amino acids. Lineage: Eukaryota; Metazoa; Arthropoda; Branchiopoda; Diplostraca; Daphniidae. Gene Ontology annotation, cellular component: nucleus. Gene Ontology annotation, biological process: regulation of transcription by RNA polymerase II.